AUGCGAAAUGAGGAUGCCUCGGUGAAAUCCGUUUUGAAUACAUUUUCGGAUGCGGCUGAUAAGUGUACGGGUAUUGGAACGUUUGCGAUGGUCGAUUGCAGCGCGGAUAAAGAGAGUAAAAAACUAUGUAAAAAGUUGAAAAUUGAACCAAAUCCAUAUACUCUACGUCAUUAUCACAAUGGUGAAUAUCGAAAGGAAUACGACAGACAACUAACAUCGAAAAGUAUCACUCGAUUCAUGAACGAUCCAACCGGUGACAUUCCGUGGGAUGAGGAUCCGAGCUCAGCGAAUGUUGUCCACAUUGAAAAUCGUAAAGCGUUCACAAAGUUGUUGGCCAUGAAAAGGCCUACGUUGGUGAUGUUUUAUGCACCGUGGUGUGGUCAUUGUAAGCGGCUAAAACCUGAAUAUUGUGAAGCAGCAAAUGAACUGAACGGUAAAUUCAUACUGGCUGCAGUGGAUGCGACACAGUCCAGCAAUGAAUACGUCGUUCAAAAGUUCAAUGUGGAGGGCUAUCCUACGCUGCAUUAUUUCGAGAAUGGUCAACAUAAAUUCCGUUUCACUGGUCUAAAUACCAAGGAGGGUAUUAUGGCUUGGUUGAAAAAUCCAACAGAAAAACCGCUGAUGGAAGAGAAAAAAACCGAGGAAAAACCGUGGUCGGAGAUACCAUCUGAAGUCGUUCAUUUGGAUGAUGAAAAAUUCGAUGCAUUCAUGGCAUCUCAUUCCAGUGUCUUGGUCAUGUUCUAUGCCCCAUGGUGUGGUCAUUGCAACAAAGCAAAACCAGAGUAUAUGGCAGCUGCAGAAAUGCUCAAAAAGGAUAAAAUCGAUGGCGUACUAGCAGCUGUUGAUGCAACAGUGCACAGGAAAGCUGCAGAAAAAGUUGGCGUAGAAGGAUUUCCAACGUUCGCAUAUUACAAAAAAGGAAAAUACAGUUGGAAAGUCAACGAACGUACUAAAGAUGGAUUUUAUAAAUUUAUGAAAAACCCCGUUGAACCACCAUCUGAGGAUUCAGGCUGGAGUGCUGAAGACAGUAGUGUGCUUCAUCUAGUUGGUGAUAAUUUUAAAUCAGAGCUGAAAAAGAAAAGGGAUGCUUUGGUGAUGUUCUACGCACCGUGUGAGAGACAAUUUAUAUGUUCUUUUCAUUUGCCCGUUAUUUUUUCGUUUUCCAACAUUUAUAAGUUUGCAUUUUACUGUAAACGAACCAAACCAUUCUACUGGGAAGCGGCACGACAGUUGUCUGAUGAGAGUCGUAUUGCAUUGGCGGCUGUUGAUUGUAGCGUUGAAACAUCAUUAUGUAGUGAUUUCGGUAUAAAGGGUUUCCCAACCAUUAUUUAUCUAUCUUACGGUAAGAAUCGACUUGAUUACCACGGCAGAUAUGAUAACGCCCAGGCGUUCGUUGAUUUCGUUAAGCAGGCUGGACAUAAGGACUAUUCGUGGGUUUAUCUUAGCAAUUUGCAGUUUUUUAUUCUUGAACUGACUGCUGUUUAUUUACUUCAUUCUUAUUUUAAACAUUGCUUCUAA
Anisakis simplex (herring worm) is the source of this 1518-nucleotide messenger RNA. NCBI's taxonomy places the organism in Eukaryota, Metazoa, Nematoda, Chromadorea, Rhabditida, Anisakidae. The record is from the annotation of a GenBank genome assembly.